Vollenhovia emeryi is the source of this 1573-nucleotide messenger RNA. It is a transcript of the gene Idh3b, whose product is annotated as isocitrate dehydrogenase [NAD] subunit beta, mitochondrial. Gene Ontology annotation, biological process: isocitrate metabolic process; tricarboxylic acid cycle. Gene Ontology annotation, molecular function: magnesium ion binding; oxidoreductase activity, acting on the CH-OH group of donors, NAD or NADP as acceptor; NAD binding. The record is from RefSeq and is a predicted model, not a curated record. The transcript has 6 exons. Bases 81 to 1205 code for a protein of 374 amino acids. NCBI's taxonomy places the organism in Eukaryota, Metazoa, Arthropoda, Insecta, Hymenoptera, Formicidae. Gene Ontology annotation, cellular component: mitochondrion.
UCGCGAGCGCGGCGAGCGCGAGACGAGGCGUCGUGAGUGUCGUGACGUGCUGCAGUCGGCGCUCGGCUCCAUCGUGAAAGAUGGCUUUGCUCGCGAGAAACAUCUGCAAGGCGCUCUCCCAGACCGCUCAGAAGAACACAGUCAGGGCUUUGCACGUGGGAGCAGUAAGGCAGCAAGAAUCGGCAGUCGAACAGGAAGGGAAGUUGAAAUGUACCCUGAUACCGGGAGACGGCGUCGGGCCGGAGCUCGUGGUUGCCGUUCAAAGUGUUUUCAAGGCCGCAGACGUCCCGGUUGAAUUCGAGCCUUACUUCCUGUCGGAAGUGAAUCCCACGCUGAGUGCACCUCUGGAUCAAGUCUCGAACAGUAUCGCUAGGAACCGAGUUUGCCUAAAGGGGAUCCUGGCCACUCCAGAUCACUCCAUGACGGGAGAACUGCAGACGUUGAACAUGAAGCUACGUAAGAGCCUGGACCUAUAUUCGAAUGUGGUGCACGUGAAAUCAUUGCCGGGCAUCAAGUCACGUCACCAGAACGUGGACUGCGUCAUCAUCAGAGAGCAAACGGAGGGGGAGUAUUCCGCGUUGGAGCACGAGUCUGUCAAAGGGGUGGUCGAGUGUCUGAAGAUCGUGACUGCCACUAAGAGCCAAAGAAUCGCGAAAUUCGCCUUCGACUAUGCCGUGAAGAAUAACCGCAAGAAAGUCACGUGUGUUCACAAGGCUAACAUAAUGAAGCUCGGCGACGGACUCUUCCUCAGAUCGUGCCAAGAAAUUGCCAAAAUGUACCCGAGGAUUACAUUCGAGACGAUGAUCGUCGACAAUUGCACCAUGCAGAUGGUCUCGAAUCCACAUCAGUUCGACGUUAUGGUAAUGCCGAACUUGUACGGAAAUAUUGUGGAUAAUCUCGCGUCCGGCUUGGUCGGCGGUGCCGGAGUCGUCGCAGGUGCCAGUUACAGCGCCGAGUGUGUCGUCUUUGAACCGGGUGCGAGGCACACGUACUCUGAGGCGGUCGGCAAGAACGUUGCGAAUCCGACCGCGAUGUUGCUGUGCGCUGUGAAGCUUCUGAACCACUCGAAUCUCAAACGUUACGGCGAGCAGAUCCGGGAAGCGCUGAACCGUGUGCUGAACGACGGAAAGGUGCUCACGAAGGAUCUAGGCGGACAGAGCUCGUCGACGGACUUCACCGCCGCUGUGAUAAACAGCCUGCGCUAACAACGAAACGCCUGUGUAACAUAGGAGGGCCUAGAUCUUGCGUCUCGCAAACUGAUUUCUAUCUGGAACAGUUGUGCGAAUCGUAGUGCCCGCACCUGUUGUAGGGUAUAUUAACUCAUACACGUUUUGAAAUUUGUAAAGCUGUAAAUCUCAUUUUAGAAAAUUGUUAUGAUGCAGACGUCUAUUUGCAGCAGCAACCUUUUCUGUACGUUCUACGAACAGAAAGAGAUCCAAAGUUUUUGCGCAAUCGCUCGGACGCAGAAAUGCAACUGCGAUGCGCGAACUGCGUGAUUUUAGCUAAUGUAUAAUAAAUAGGCAAAAUUGUACCAUAUCUAUACAUAAUAAAUUAUGCUACCUUGUACAAUCCU